Messenger RNA from Helobdella robusta, 2170 nucleotides. RefSeq lists its product as hypothetical. Gene Ontology annotation, molecular function: flavin adenine dinucleotide binding. The coding region runs from base 20 to 2104 and encodes 694 amino acids. The record is from RefSeq and is a predicted model, not a curated record. Gene Ontology annotation, biological process: tRNA wobble uridine modification; tRNA methylation. The transcript is spliced from 18 exons. NCBI's taxonomy places the organism in Eukaryota, Metazoa, Annelida, Clitellata, Rhynchobdellida, Glossiphoniidae. Gene Ontology annotation, cellular component: cytosol.
UGCAUAUAAACGAUAAUUAAUGAAUAACCUUACGAAUUUAAAACUUUUAAUUCAACUUACAUUUAAAAGAAAUUAUUGUAAAAUCAUCUCAAACAAUGUAAAUAUUUCUUCGCUUGUUUUUGAUAAAUUUAAAUUUGAUGUUGUGGUGGUCGGUGGGGGUCACGCCGGAUCCGAAGCUGCUGCUGCAUCUGCCAGGAUGGGUUCCUCCACUGCCCUGAUCACCCACAAAUGGAGCACCGUUGGUGCUAUGUCAUGCAAUCCAGCUUUUGGAGGAAUAGGAAAAGGUCAUCUGGUGAGAGAAGUUGAUGCUUUGGACGGCCUUUGUGCCAGGGCAUGUGAUCAGUCUGGGGUCCAUUAUAGAGUGUUAAAUAGAAAGAAAGGACCAGCUGUUUGGGGACCUCGAGCACAAAUAGACAGAAACUUAUACAGAAACUUCAUUCAAGAUGAGUUAUCAAAAACACCAAAUCUAGUUUGUUUAGAAGGUUCAGUCGAGGAUUUGAUACUCGAGGAGUAUGAGAAAGAUUUCAACGAUGGAGACAGUGUUAAGUGUUCUGGUGUCGUUUUAGCAAAUGGGCAGAAAAUAUUUUCAAAAACUGUCGUCAUUACAACUGGAACAUUCUUGAAAGGGGAAAUUUUGAUUGGUCAGGAAGUUUGGCCUGCAGGAAGAUUGAAUGAUGAUUCUUCAAUUGGAUUGGCUGAUACAUUCCAGAGGCUUGGUAUCAGACUAGGGAGGUUAAAAACAGGCACUCCUCCAAGGCUUGAGAAGCUGUCAAUCAAUUUCAACAAACUCCUCCCAUCACAACCUGACAACCCACCAAUGCCAUUCAGUACCAUGAAUGAAAGAGUGUGGAUUGAACCAGACAAGCAGUUAAAAUGCUACUAUACAAAAACCAACGAGGCAAUUAUUGAUCUAAUCAAUAAAAAUGUUCAUCUCAACAGAAUGAUUGACAGGGGUACCACAGGGCCCAGAUACUGUCCAUCCAUUGAAUCCAAAGUCCUCAAAUUUCCCCAUCUCAGCCAUCAGAUAUGGAUUGAGCCAGAAGGUUUGAACUCUGACCUCGUGUACCCUCAGGGCCUUUCGUGUACAAUGCCGAGAGAUGUGCAGCACCGGAUUGUGCAAUCAAUUCCUGGCCUGGAGGAUGCUGUCAUCGCUGUACAUGGCUAUGGAGUUGAGUAUGAUUACGUGGACGCGCGUCAGUUGAAGAAGACUCUCGAGAUGAAAUGUUUGCCUCAUCUUUUCCUCGCUGGUCAGGUCAAUGGAACCACCGGCUAUGAAGAAGCUGCAGCUCAAGGCUUGCUGGCAGGCAUCAAUGCAUCACUCACCAGCAAGUACUUACACGUGCAAGAAGAGCAUCGUACAUCCGCCAGUCAGCAACCACAGCGAGAUAAACAACAUAAGCGCCUACAACAGCAACAACAACAACAUCAUCAACAAGAGUUUGUUCUGGGCAGAUACGAAUCAUACAUUGGUGUCAUGAUUGACGACCUUACAACACUAGGGGUCUCGGAGCCAUAUAGAAUGCUAACAAGUAGGGCGGAGUUCAGGAUUAGACUGAGGCAAGACAAUGCUGACCUUAGGUUGAGUGGUCGAGGCUACGAAGUUGGCUGCGUGAGUGAAGGUAGAUACAAAAAGUUCGCAAAAACACGAGAUGCAUUGCAUGAAUGGAUAGAAAGGACGAAGGAAUUCAUCCAGCCUGCUUCCGUUUGGAGGAGGGAGAUGAACCUGAAUCAACUAAUGAACAAUCAUAUUCCUAAGAGUGCUUUCAGUUUGCUAUCUGGCUCCCUAGGGCUCGAUACCCUCUUGAGAUUCUACCCAGAAAAUUUUAAGGAUCUGCCCCAUGAUGAACAUCUACUUGCAAGGGUCAAAGUUGAAGCUCUCUACGAUAACGCUACGAAAGAUCAAUUGAUUGAGAUUGAAAGAUUGAAGAAAGAUGAAGGGAUGAAACUGCCCAUAGGCCUUGAUUAUCACAAGUUGAACAUAUCGCAAGAAGCGAAAGAGAAAUUAUCAUUUGUUAGACCUGAGACAAUAGCAGACGCAUCAAAGAUCCCGGGAGUAACUCCAGCUGCCGUUAUUACCCUAUUCAGAUAUGUCGUUAAAAAUUAAUUUAACUAAUUUAUUUAUUUAAUUAAUUAAUUAAUCUAUCAAUUAAUUAAGUUUAAAUUUUUUAAU